This is a messenger RNA of Camelus dromedarius (Arabian camel), 1482 nucleotides long. It is a transcript of the gene QRFP, whose product is annotated as pyroglutamylated RFamide peptide. The record is from RefSeq and is a predicted model, not a curated record. Gene Ontology annotation, biological process: behavior; neuropeptide signaling pathway. The transcript is spliced from 2 exons. The coding region runs from base 20 to 766 and encodes 248 amino acids. Gene Ontology annotation, molecular function: orexigenic neuropeptide QRFP receptor binding; neuropeptide hormone activity. Lineage: Eukaryota; Metazoa; Chordata; Mammalia; Artiodactyla; Camelidae.
UCCAAGGGACUCAAGGGUCAUGCCUGCGACUCAGUCAGUGACGCUGCCGCUCUCCUCCAAACAAGGCAGGCCUCUGGGCGAAGGGCAGCCCUGUCUGGCCCUCUCAUCAGACCACAUCCUGUUUGUGUUGGGUCUUUUAUCAAUGCAGUCCGCACUGCCCCCUUCUUCACCACCAGGUCCUCAAUGGAAUCCCAGGGCCAGGAAUGCACAGCAAUCAGAGCACACAGCACAAGUGCACCCCGGGGGCCUACAUAAAGCAUGGAGGACCCGGGAGCCACACCUCCUGGGUAAGAACCCAGAGCAGCUCUGCCCAGCCCGGCCCGGGGUCCAGCCGCCCUCCUGGGAGCAGGCCCGCAGCGCGAUGCUAAGACCCUACUCCCUGUCCUACGUCCUCCUCCUGCCUCUGGCUGCCUGCUCUCCUGCCCUGCACAGAGAAGAGCCGGUGGACGCCAUGGGUGGCGCUGGAGGUGAAACGCGCUGGGCCGACCUGGCUGGGGGACGCCGCUUCCCGUGGGGCUCCCCUGGGUGGCCGAGAGUUCAGCACCCACUGGCCCUGCUCGUCAUGGCCGAGGAGCUGCAGACGACAGGCAGAGGAGGGCGUGCCGGCUUCAAGCUGCGGUUCGGGAGGCAGGACAACGGCAGCGAGGCUGCGGGCUUCCUCCCAGCUGGCGAGAAGACCAGUGGCCCCUUAGGGACCCUGGCGGAGGAGCUCAGCGGCUACAGCAGGAAGAAAGGUGGCUUUAGCUUCCGCUUCGGCCGGCGGUGAAGGGGCCUGGCGUCCUGGAAGGGGCUCCUCCUUGACCCUCGCUGCCCUCCACCCACCGUUUCCACUCCUGUCUUCUCCUUGAGCCUCAAAGACCAAGUCAUUGGGAAGGUGUAUUAGUAAUGAACUAUGAUAGGAAUUAUAAUUAGCAGUAGGAUUGGUUAGGCGAGUGCUUACUUUCGAUUUCCAACUUUGCUGAAGCAAAACCUGGGAUGGUGUCAAAGAGGAGGUGAGCAGAAGCAAGUCUCCGUUAGUCGAGAUCGCCCGUGGUGGUGCAGCUCCCAGGCAGGCAGACUGUGGUGUUUCAGCCCCUCCCUUGGGGGGCUGGUUCUCAGCAGUCCCCUGGCCCCGGGGGCUGUUGGGCCAUGAAUGUGUGUAGGCAGAGCUGGCUGCGCUGGCUUGAAGCUGAAGGUGGGUGGGCUGAGUGAUUACAGUGGGGUAAUGAGUUUUGACUCUCCGUCAGGACAUCUGCGGUUGACAUCCAAACUGCGACUGUGAGUGAGCACAUUCCACUCACUGGGUACAGAGGAUGGUUCUGAAAGUUUAAAAUGGAAAAAAGAAACCUUGUUCUCCACCCCAUUAACACACCAUCCCUCUGGCAAGAAAACCUUGCUAUGGUGUUGAGAUGCCAUUUGGACCGGCUGCCCAUCCUCUUCUGAUAGCUGUCCUUCUCAGUGGUACAGUGUUUGACAAGCCAAGAGUCUCGUGGGAGAUGAACA